Messenger RNA from Eucalyptus grandis, 605 nucleotides. RefSeq lists its product as uncharacterized. The transcript is spliced from 3 exons. Bases 20 to 331 code for a protein of 103 amino acids. NCBI's taxonomy places the organism in Eukaryota, Viridiplantae, Streptophyta, Magnoliopsida, Myrtales, Myrtaceae. The record is from RefSeq and is a predicted model, not a curated record.
CAAUUCUGCCAAAAUUAACAUGUUUGUUGCCUUGAGGUCUCUGGAUGAUGGGCGGCUUCCAGCCAGUAUGUGGACAAUCCAAACCUGCAAUAUUUGCGAAAUCUCCUUUAACUAUGCAGAUAAUUGCUUGCUAUAUUUGAAUGAUCUGGAUCGCUGCGUCUCUUCUUUAGAUUCCCCAAAAGUUACCAAUGAGUACUGCAUCACAACUUUUGAAGUUCGCCAAGCAGACUUUCAAGGAUCACUUUGUGACUUGCCAGAACUUACAAGGAAAACAUGGUUUCAAGGGACACAGUGGGCUCUCGCGAAGCCAGAGCACACGAGAGCACUGUAGAAGGCUGAAACCGAUGCAACGACCGGGAUGUAGAUGGGAUUUUCAUUCUUCUGCAGGCGAGGAUCUGGCAGGCCAAGACCUGGGUUGCCGUUCAAGCUUCAAAAAAAAAAAAAAAAAAAAAGAGAAAAGGAAGUGGGUCCCGCGCUACAAUGAUGUAGGCCCGCCGGAGUUGAAUCUUAUUUUUUACAAUAUUUUUCUGGUUUUAGUAUAACACCAAAACUUAGAAAAAUUAAGUUGAACGGAAGUUGUUUUUCUUUGUUUGGUUGGUGGCAUG